AUGAGGAGAGACUGGCUGACAAUAAAGGAAUAUGUGGAUGCUCAGAAGGAGCUUGGCAGCUGUUUGCCGGAAUUUCGCGAUUCGGUGUCCCGUUCGUUCAAAUUAGGUGCAUCAGUAGGUGUACCAUGCGGUCUUUAUGUCGCGUAUAAGCAUCAUGGGUUCAAUGUGCGAGCAUUUGUUGGCAAAUCAGUUGCUAUGUGGAUGGCGACGACAAUGUGUUUUAGUUGUCUUGGAAUUAUAACUGCAACGUACAAUUGUUUGCGGGUGAAGAUGUAG
Molecule: messenger RNA, 276 nt
Organism: Angiostrongylus costaricensis
Lineage: Eukaryota; Metazoa; Nematoda; Chromadorea; Rhabditida; Metastrongylidae
Source: the annotation of a GenBank genome assembly